Molecule: messenger RNA, 273 nt
Organism: Cotesia congregata
Lineage: Eukaryota; Metazoa; Arthropoda; Insecta; Hymenoptera; Braconidae
Source: the annotation of a GenBank genome assembly
AUGUACUUUUUUCGUUUAUUGAACGAAGAAAUAGCGGCUUUGGAUAAAAUUUUGCUUUGGGAGUUAGACAAGAAGCGCGCAGUAGCCUAUCGGAUCCGGCCCGGAUGCUACCAAAGCAUUGGACCGGGUUCGAGUCCGGCGUACACCAAUGAAUAUUUUCAAUAUUUAAGUGUAUUAUUCUACUCAGUCCAAGAAAUACAAACGAGUUCCAAUCUCAAAAGUUUACCCCCUACCGUAGUCGCUCAUGACCUUAUUUCACGUCACCUGUGUUGA